AUGAAUGUGCCGGCGCGUGUCGCAUCUUUCGGCGGCGUGGUGCACGCGGCGCGAGGCUCCCGCCUCAGCCUGCCCUGCCUCACCGUGGGCAGACCUCGGCCCGCCAUCGUCUGGACUCACGGGGAGCGGCCGGUGCAGGCGUCGCAGCGGCUGUACGUGGACGACGAGUGGACGCUGCACAUAGAGGGGGCGCAGCCGGCGGACGCCGGCAACUACUCGUGCCGAGCCGAGAACCGCCUGGGCAGCGACUCGCUGCUCUACACGGUCACCGUCCACGAGGUCAGGAACAAGGACAUUCCCAGCACACCUGAAGAUUUUCACGUAUCUUCCACGACUAUUUCUUCCAUCACUCUUGCUUGGAGGCUACCAGAAGGGGGCAAGAAGCUCGCAGCAAUUACAGACUACUGCCUGCAUUACAAGAGAGAGUUCGGCGAGUGGGAGAAGAUAAAGAUUCCUGGAACGGAGACGAGCUUCACGCUGGGGGGCCUGCAGUGCGGCGCCAAGUACCUGCUCUACCUGCAGGCGGAGGGCCGCCGCGGCGACAGCCACCCCACAGACACCAUAGCGGCGCGCACCCAGGGCGCAGGCACAGCUUUGUUGUUCCUUGCGCUGCACAAGAUCAACGCAUCCUUGUUGUACCGUUGA
Molecule: messenger RNA, 645 nt
Organism: Schistocerca piceifrons (Central American locust)
Lineage: Eukaryota; Metazoa; Arthropoda; Insecta; Orthoptera; Acrididae
Product: Down syndrome cell adhesion molecule-like protein Dscam2
Exons: 7
Coding region: 1-645 (214 amino acids)
Biological process (GO): homophilic cell-cell adhesion; axon guidance; dendrite self-avoidance
Cellular component (GO): axon; plasma membrane
Molecular function (GO): cell-cell adhesion mediator activity
Source: RefSeq, a predicted model, not a curated record